Molecule: messenger RNA, 5433 nt
Organism: Malaya genurostris
Lineage: Eukaryota; Metazoa; Arthropoda; Insecta; Diptera; Culicidae
Exons: 1
Coding region: 1-5433 (1810 amino acids)
Biological process (GO): DNA integration
Molecular function (GO): zinc ion binding; nucleic acid binding
Source: RefSeq, a predicted model, not a curated record
AUGUCGAUCGAAACGCCAAUGCCGAGGGCUAAAAAGGGUGAUCCACGAAAGUUGGAAUUACCAGAAAAGGACGAAGAAGAAAAUCAAACCCCAUCAGUGAGUGCUCAAAAAGUGAAGAAAAAAGCCAAAGAAGAAAUGAAAAAAGCAAUGGCAGCAAUAAAGGUGAUGAACAGCCGAAUGGAUUCCGUGCGAAACAAAUUGAUGAGAGUGCGAUCGAGUUUGGAAUCUAGCCAGGACGUUCCAAACCCGAAUCUGAAGUGUAAACAGUUCUUACAGCUUCAGCUAAAAACCAUCGAGAGUGCCUUUGCGGAAUACGACCAGCUUCAACAGAGAGUUUUUGAAGUGGACGUUGGAGACGAGGUACGAGAGGAGGCUGAGGAAGCAUAUGUUAGGUUUGAGCAGCAAUACGGUGAGUUAUUCAUCUAUAUUUCUAAAUUGAUCGAUGAUAACAUUAAGAUGGAGGAAGAUGCUGCUCGCACCAUCCAGCCGCUACAAAGUAUGCAGAAUAGGACAUCCGAAGUUGCGCUACACCUACCACCGUUGAAGGUUCCGUUACCCACUUUUGAUGGGACGUAUGAGAAUUGGUUCGCCUUUCGAUCUAUGUUUGAGACGAUUAUGCAGCGGUACAAUUCUGAAGCUCCCGGUAUUAAGCUUUACCAUCUCCGAAACUCGUUAGUGGGCAAAGCCGCAGGUAUUAUUGACCAAGAAAUCAUAAACAAUAAUGAUUACAAUGCUGCGUGGAAGAUGUUGAUUGAGCGAUACGAAGACAAAAGGCUCAUUAUUGAUAAACAUAUUGAUGCUCUUUUCAACCUUCCAAAACUACUGAGCGAAAAUGCGUCCGAUCUACGAAAACUUAUUGACACAUGCACGAAAAAUGUUGAAGCUUUAAAGAACCUUGGUCUUCCUGUAGAAGGAUUAGGGGAGUGCAUGAUGAUCAAUCGCAUUGUUUCCAAAUUAGACACCGAAACUCGCAAAGCCUGGGAAUUGAACCACGUAGACGAUGACUUACCAGGAUAUGACGACACUCUUGAGUUUCUACGAGAAAGAUGUAAGGUAUUGGAAAAGAUUCAACCUGCAGUGAAGCAAGUACUGAAAAACCAAAAACCAGUACGCAACGUACAAGAAGCGAAGGGAAAGACGAGUACCUUACUCACUGUUACUGAUAAGUGUCCGCAAUGUUCUAAUAAUCAUGAGCUGUGGAGAUGUGAUACGUUCAAGAACGUAAACUUAUCCGACAAGUACAAUACCCUGCGACGCAUUGGUGCCUGCUUCAAUUGUCUCCAGAAAGGGCAUAGACUAAGUAACUGCACGUCGAAACAUACUUGCAAAAAGUGUCGGAAACCUCAUCACACAAUUCUCCAUCCUGAUGAUAGUGCGAAAGAGUCUGAAAAGUCGUCACCGUCCGCAAAGAAGGCAGAGCAAACGAAAACUUUUGAGCAGUCAUCAACGAGCGGUUCGACUGUAGCUACAAUAGAUGUAGAGCAACAAUCUAAUUUCUGCGCGCAACCAAAAAACUUGGGAAAGCAGAUACUUCUUUCUACAGCAGUCGUUCUUGUCCACGGAAAGGGCGGUCAACAGUAUCCCUGUCGAGUACUACUGGACUCUGGGUCGCAUACGAGCUUUGUGACCGAGCAGUUCGCGACUCUUUUAGCGCUAAAGAAGCAUCCAACAAAUGUGCACAUCAGCUGUUUGAACGAUACUCAGACCAAAGCUCGUCUCAAUAUCCAUACCCAAGUGACGUCUCGUGUCAACGACUACACGGUUUGCUUGGAACUGCUUGUGGUUCCCAAAAUCACGGGAGUUCUGCCAAGUAGUAAGGUGGAUAUUAGUACCUUAUCUCUCCCAAGCGGAAUUGAACUCGCAGAUCCAAGAUUCCAUGUCCCCGACAAGAUCAACAUGUUGUUGGGAGCAGAUGUAUUUUUUGAUAUGCUGAUGAUAGGUCGACUUCAACUACCAAGAAGUGGUGCUUUACUACAAGAAACUCAGUUUGGAUGGGUUUUGAGUGGACCAGUUCCGAACGAAGAUUCUCGAGUCGUUCAUUCCUUCUCCGCUACUGCCUACGAAGAAAGCGUGGAUACAUUGGUGAGGAAGUUUUGGGAAAUUGAGUCGUUCGGCGAUAUCGAAGGAUUAAAUUCUACUAUUGAAGAAGAAUGCGUGCAACAUUUCGAAAGAACGCAUCAGCGAAUGGCAAACGGCAGAUAUUUGGUGCGUUUACCGUUCAAUGAUAAGAAGAUCCUACUGGGAGAUUCGAGGCGCAUGGCCGAAAAACGAUUUUAUGGAUUGGAAAAACGUCUGAACGGCGUUCCUGAGCUGAAGCAACAGUAUAGUGACUUCCUGCGGGAGUACGAAGCACUUGGUCACAUGAUCGAGAAUCCGAAGCCCGAUGAUUCACAGGGUUUCUAUUUACCACACCACUAUGUCCUGAAACCCACUAGUUCUACUACAAAGUUACGUGUGGUUUUCGAUGGAUCAGCAGCGUCAGAUACGGGGAUUUCAAUCAAUGAAACCCAAUUGAUCGGGCCAAUUGUACAAAAUGAUUUGGUCUCGAUUCUUCUGAAUUUCCGUAUCCAUAGAUUUGUGUUUACAGCCGACAUCUCUAAAAUGUACCGGCAAGUCGCGGUACACGAAGACGACCGAAGAUAUCAGAGAAUCUUGUGGAGGGAAACCCAGAAUGAACCAUUGAAAACGUACGGCUUGCAAACCGUAACGUACGGCUUAGCUUCAUCGCCAUUUCUUGUGACGAUGUCUCUCCGUCAAUUGACUGACGAUGAAGGAGUACAGUAUCCAUUAGCCUCGAAGGCGAUCCAGAAAUCUUGCUAUAUGGAUGAUGCGCUCUUUGGAGCUGAUACAUUACCGGAAAUCAUUGAAUUGAAGAAUCAGACCGUAGCUCUUCUGGCAAAGGGUUGUUUUCGUGUACACAAAUUUGCCUCGAAUUCCCAAGAACUACUGAUGGACAUCCCAGAAGUCCAACGAGAACGUGGUAUUGAAAUCAAGGAUACGAGUAUCAACACAAUUAUGAAACCACUGGGUGUGGCGUGGAUCCCUGUCAAAGAUGAGUUUACAGUAGUGCUCUCUACACAUCCAGUCGACAAGUACGCUAUUCACACAAAACGAACAAUUUUGAGUCAAAUUGCAAAGAUAUUCGAUCCGUUGGGCUUUGUAGGUCCGGCGGUAACUGCUGCUAAAUUAAUUAUGCGUGAGCUGUGGUCAUUGAACUUGGAGUGGGAUCAAACGGUUCCUGCAGAUAUGGCGCAGUUAUGGAUAGAGUACUACCAACAGUUACAAACUCUAAACAAUAUCAAAAUUCCGCGAUGGAUUUUGAGUGAAGAAACCAGUGACAUCGAGCUCCAUGGGUUUGCUGACGCUUCAGAACUCGCGUACGGCGCCUGCAUCUAUACACGAUUGAAACGAACUGACGGUACAGCGGAGAUGAAGUUAGUAUGCAGCAAGUCAAGAGUGUUACCCAGGAAAACAAAGGAACAGAAACAAAUCACCACACCACGUGCCGAAUUAUUGGCGGCAGUACUAUUAUCACGGUUAACUGUGAAGAUACUAGCUGCGUUCGAUAUACAAUUUGGUUGUGUGACUAUGUGGAGUGACUCGCAAAUUGUCUUGUGCUGGAUUCGGAAAUCACCUAGUGAGCUGAAAACGUACGUUAGCAAUCGAGGCCGAGAAAUUCAAAAUACGACUGAGGGAUUUCAAUGGAAAUACAUCCCAACGAAGGAGAACCCUGCUGAUUGUUUAUCGCGUGGAAUCGCCCCGAAGAACAUGGAGUCUCAUUCGCUCUGGUGGACUGGACCAACAAUGCUCCGUAUUGCAGAUCCAAUCAUUGUUGUGCCGCCUGCACUGGUGGACGAAGAUAUUCCUGAAGUGAAGAAGACAGUGUUAGUAACAGCGGUCACAGAAGCACGGCUACCGCUUUUCGAUCGAAUUAGCCGUUUUUCAAUUAUUCUGCGUGCUAUGGCAUAUGUGGUACGUUUUUGUGAUUUUUUGCGUAGCGGUAGGAAGAAACUCACUAAGGGUUUACCUACGACGGAUGAGAUUUCACGAUCUCACGCAUUGAUCAUGCGGUUAGUGCAAACUGAAGCAUUUGCUACUGAGUUGAAGUUAUUGCGAACGAAGAACCCCAGUUUGAAACUUCCCUUCCGGAGCUUGCAUCCUUUCAUCGAUCCAAAUGAUGCAAUUCUGCGAGUCGGUGGCCGUUUGAGGAACGCCCAAGUUCCUUAUGAGUACAAGCAUCAAGCGUUACUCCCGGAAAGACAUCCCGUGACAAUAACAUUGAUACGAUACUUACAUCAAACCAAUCUUCACCCCAGUCAAAGAAGCUUGCUAGCUAUAGUAAGACAGCGAUAUUGGCCUCUACGAGCAAAAAACAUCAUCAGAAAGGUUAUAUAUCAGUGUAUACCAUGCUAUCGGUUAAAACCAACUACAUCUACGCAACUCAUGGGAGAUCUACCCGACUAUCGAGUCCAGCCGUCGUUUCCGUUCACACGCACCGGGCUGGAUUUCGCCGGUCCAUUCAAUAUUCGUGGCAACCACAAACUACGAACCGCGCAGAUUACGAAAGGUUACAUCUGUGUAUUUGUGUGCAUGGCAACUCGUGCCCUUCAUCUGGAAGCGGUUUCAGACUUGACGUCGGAAGCCUUUCUCGGGGCCCUGCAACGGUUUGUCAGUCGUCGAGGUCUGAUCGAGAAUUUGUACUCCGACAAUGCAACCAAUUUUGAAGGCGCUAACAAUGAACUACGUCGUCUAGCUGAACUGUUUCGUGAUGAGCAACAUUGUCGUGAUCUUGAUACGUUUUGUACACAGCGAGGAAUCAAGUGGUCCUUCAUUCCGCCACGAAGCCCACACUUCGGGGGGAUUUGGGAAGCGGGUGUCAAAUCCGUUAAACGGCACCUCAUGCGAAUUUUGGCCGAGCAUAAUCUUUCCUUCGAGCAAUUCUCAACAGUGCUUACCCAGAUAGAGGCGAUUUUAAACUCGCGGCCAUUAACACCUACUUCAGACGAUCCAAACGAUGUUCGUACUAUCACUCCGGCCCAUUUUCUAAUCGGUCGGGAGUUUCAAGCGAUCCCAGAGCCUUCAUAUCAGCAAAUUCAUCCUGGUCGGCUGUCCAAGUGGCAGUUCGUCCAAGAUUUAAAGCAAAAAUUCUGGAACCUGUGGAUGACCCACUAUCUUCACGAGCUUCAGCAACGCCAGAAGGAUUUUAAAAUCACCACGUUCAAGAUUGGUGCGUUAGUAUUGGUCGUCGACGACAACGUACCUCCUUUGCAGUGGAUGCUUGCCCGUAUCAUUGAGCUGAUUCCAGGAAGAGACGGCCACACACGUGUGGUUGGUCUGCGUUUACCUAACGGCAAAACAACGACGAGGGCAAUCAAGAAGAUCUGUUUACUUCCAUUGGAUGGUGAAGGAGAAGAACCAGCCAUCCCUUCUUGA